AUGUCGCGUUGCUCGAGGAACGCGCUAUCCCAUCCACCGUGCGUGCGUAACGAGCCCGAAGCUACCACGCUCAGCGCCCCAGUAGGAAGUCCUGGCAAACAGAGAGGCAGAGCUGAAUACCUACGUAGCCGGUGGCAAGACUACAGUGGGGAUAGCCAGGAUGAUGGCACCAACGGCGAGCUGGGAAUAGGAAUUUCGACGUGCGAGUCCGAAAACGACAUCACGCGGGAGUUGAUGGAAGUUCGCGGACGAGUACCCAUGGCAAAUCCACAAGACGAGCAGACGGACACGCAACUGGGUAAUACUACGGACUCGAACGGUACUAGUAGGCAACACUAA
Molecule: messenger RNA, 339 nt
Organism: Cylicocyclus nassatus
Lineage: Eukaryota; Metazoa; Nematoda; Chromadorea; Rhabditida; Strongylidae
Source: the annotation of a GenBank genome assembly